UUUUGAAAUGCCGUCAAAACAAAAGAAAAUGCGAAAAAUGAAAAAACAACAAUACCAAAAGCGUGUUGCUGAUGGUUCUGUUGAUGAUUCUAUGGAUGGAUCAAUGCUUGAUGGAGGAAAUGUUAGUUUUGUUAGUAGUUUUGUUGAGUUGGGUAGUAAAGGGGAAAGGGUUUCAUUGUGUGAUAAUAUUUCUGAUAUUUCUUUAAAUGGUUCUAUUAUUUCACGUAGUGUUUCCCCUAAUAUUAUUUCUUCAAUUUCGCGUGUUGGGAGACCUAAAAAACGAAAAGUUGUUGGUAGGCCCAAAAAUGUUGUUUUAAAUGAAAAUGUUUCUAAUGAUAAUUUGAAUAUGAAUUUUGUUCCUGAUUUUUUGUCUGUUAAUUUAUUAGAUAUUCCUUUUGGACCUGUUUUACAUAGUGAUAAUCGAAUUGUGGUCAGAUCCAGAUACUUGGCUUCAAGAAGAUUAUAUUUAUUCCUAUCUUAA
Messenger RNA from Meloidogyne enterolobii, 481 nucleotides. The record is from the annotation of a GenBank genome assembly. NCBI's taxonomy places the organism in Eukaryota, Metazoa, Nematoda, Chromadorea, Rhabditida, Meloidogynidae.